Molecule: messenger RNA, 1195 nt
Organism: Aspergillus uvarum CBS 121591
Lineage: Eukaryota; Fungi; Ascomycota; Eurotiomycetes; Eurotiales; Aspergillaceae
Product: aldo/keto reductase family protein
Exons: 2
Coding region: 57-1064 (335 amino acids)
Source: RefSeq, a predicted model, not a curated record
UAUCAAGUGACUACAGUCUCACACUGACCAUCACAACCAAAAAGCCAACAGCAGCAAUGGCCAACAACACAGGCCUCAAGAUCGUCUUCGGCGCCAUGACAUUUGGCAAGCCCAACACCCUUGGGGCGCGCGUCUUCGACAACGCAACAGCAUCGACCAUCCUAGACACCUUCCAAGGGCACAACCACCGCGAAAUCGACACCGCGCGAAUCUACGGCCACGGCUCCUCGGAGGAAUUGCUCGCCGCCCUCGACUGGCAAUCCCGCGGCCUGACCAUGGCCACAAAGCUGUACCCGAACGCGGGCAGCCAUUUCCCGAGCGUGGGGACCUACACGCACAAACCGGAGGACGUCCGGCGGGGCCUGCUUGACAGCCUGCGCGCCCUGGACAGCCCGACGAUCGACCUGUUCUACCUGCACGGGCCGGACCGCACCGUGCCCUUUGAGGAGACCCUGCGUGAGGUCAACAGCCUCCACGAGGAAGGCCGCUUCGCGCGUUUCGGCCUCAGCAACUUCAUGGCUUGGGAGGUGGCGCAGAUCUGCGAGAUCUGCGCGCGCCACGGCUGGAUCCGCCCGACGGUCUACCAGGGUGUGUACCAUGCACUGCAGCGCAGCGUGGAGGCGGAGCUUGUCCCGUGUCUGCGGAAGUACGACAUCGCGCUGUACGCGUUCCAGCCCCUGGCCGGCGGGUUCCUGACGGGGCGGUACACGCGCCAGCAGACCGAGUUCGAGGCCGGGUCGCGGUUCGAUCCGGCGAUCGUGCAGGGCGCGGUCUCGCGGGGCCGGUACUGGAAUGAUACGUAUUUUGAUGCCCUGGAGAAGAUCCAGGAGGUGUGUGGGCGGUCGGGGCUGACGGUGGCUGAGGUGGCGCUGCGGUGGUUGAAGUAUCAUUCCGAGUUGCGGGCGGAGCUCGGGGAUGCGAUUAUUGUCGGGGCGAGCAGUGUGCGGCAUCUGGAGGAGAAUCUGGUGGAUCUGGAGAAGGAGCCUUUGCCGGAGGAGGUGGUCAAGGUGCUGGAGGAGGCGUGGGGGUUGAUUAAGGGGGUUGCGCCGAAGUAUUGGCACUGAUCUUGAGGUUGGGGUUUAUGUUCAUUACGCGUUGGGAUAGCGUUGUGUAGCAUUUCAUAGCGAAGGAAGUAUUGUUCAUUAUGUUACAACAGGAAAGACUUCAUCAACAAUGAUAUUCCAUCCGAUACAGC